CUACUCCAUGAGAUAACCCAUGUUUUUCAUUACAAAUUUUUUCCCAAGAACUCGCCAUUAGUUGGACCGAUUCGUGACUCGUCUAGAUGGGAAGCGUGAAAUAAACAGCUGAUCGAACCGCGGGGCGUAGGCCAUUCGUUACCAAUAACGCUGCAUUGGUGAUUCGCCAUUCUGCAAAUUUUGGCUGAGGACUUUCGUCGAGCAGUUGGCCUUCCCUUUUCAGCAAUGGAAACAGCGGACUACAAGCUCCUGCUCACCUGCCCAUCUGGACUCUCGCCAUCUCAGUUGGCCGUGGUUUUUGAUCGAUCGUACGAUAGAAUCCCCCAUCCGAACGCUGAAUUGGAGGACUCCAUAGGCCAAAUAUGGGAGGAUAGAAUUCAGAGCAAUUCAUCUUUAUACAAUGGGAAGAAGUUCCGGUAUGGCGGAUGUAGUCUUCAGGAUGGUGGUGAAGCUAGAGGAGUUUCUCAAGCAUGCCUCCACCUUGGCUCGACAGAUUAUCGGACAUUUGUCGGGACAAACUUGAAUCCUUUGUGGGAAAAUUUCCUUGCACCAUCUGAAGUUGUUUAUGAUCUUGGUGGUUCUCACUGUAGUGGAUGUGAUAAAGUGCCAACAUACAGCAAGUCCACUGGGUAAUGGCGCAAUUGUGGUAACCGCUGACAAUGAAAUUGUUGUGUUGAGAAGAAGUGAUAAUGUUGGAGAAUUUGCGGGACAUUUAGUUUUUCCUGGAGGUCAUCCAGAGCCUGAAAAAGUUGAAGUAGCAUCUAGUCAAAAUGGUCAGGAUCCUGUUGUCACAACUGAGGAACUCAACAAGAAGGUCUCUGAAGAGAUGUUUGACAGUAUUUCUCGUGAAGUAGUUGAAGAAAUUGGAGUACCUGCAACGUCUCUUUCAACUCCAGUUUUUAUUGGUCUCUCUCGCAGGAUCUUGAAUGUCAGACCAGCUGCAUUUUUCUAUAUGAAAUGCAACCUGCCAUCCAAGGAAAUCCAUCAACUGUACUCUAGUGCACUAGAUGGCUACGAGUCAAUCCAACUUCACACGGUCUCACCGGUGAUUUUAGAACACAUGAAAAGUAAAAUGCCUGGCUGUCAUCAAGGUGGAUUUGCGCUUUAUAAGCUGAUGAUUGAAGCUUCGACGAAAGUAUAGCUGAUUUCCCCCACAACAUAAAAGGAACUGUCCCCCUUCUUCUGAUACUGGAAUCCUCAGCUGCGGCAUUCAUUCUGAGUAACAACCCCCUUCAACUUGGUAUCGAAACUGCCACAAAGCUUCAGAACCAGGACUCGCCUUGUAUUCUCUUUUAUGUACGCAUACUUGAACAUGCUAAUGCAGAAGUGUUUGUAGUUUGUUACUGCAAGCAGAGGGCUUUGAAGCCGCAUUUUUGUUUAACUCUCCAGUGAAAUGUGAAACUUUAUUCAAAUUUAUAUAAAUUUCAAUUAUACUUGCAACAG
Messenger RNA from Linum tenue, 1443 nucleotides. The record is from the annotation of a GenBank genome assembly. Lineage: Eukaryota; Viridiplantae; Streptophyta; Magnoliopsida; Malpighiales; Linaceae.